Messenger RNA from Hippoglossus stenolepis (Pacific halibut), 1885 nucleotides. RefSeq names its product protein ANTAGONIST OF LIKE HETEROCHROMATIN PROTEIN 1. NCBI's taxonomy places the organism in Eukaryota, Metazoa, Chordata, Actinopteri, Pleuronectiformes, Pleuronectidae. The record is from RefSeq and is a predicted model, not a curated record. The transcript is spliced from 4 exons. Bases 140 to 1447 code for a protein of 435 amino acids.
CCUGUGGUCAGAGUCAGAGAAACCGGAAAGAAAAGCGGAAGUACACAAGCUCGUGGGCUCCAUGGUGAAGCGACAGGAGACGCAGCGACACAUGAGCCCCUGUUUUCAUCUGUAAGUGGAUGUGGUGCGUUUGUGAAACAUGGCGGAAGAGGAGCAGCUGCUCUCCCUCAUGUUCCUCUUGACCUACGUGCUGCAGAAGCGACGCAGAGACAUAAACGACGCAGACGUCCAGAGGCGCAGUGAGAUCCAGAGACGCAUCCGACACAGACAGUACUUCUUCCAGAGACAGAGGAGGAUGCUGCUGAUGAUGAUAGCAGGAGGUAUCCGCUCCAACGUCCGCAUCCGCACUCGUCCCUGGACCACCACUGCAAGCACUGAUUGGUGGGAGCGGGUGGUGAUGACAGAAUUCCAGCCCUCUGAUUGGCUGGAUAAGUUCCGUAUGAGCCAGGAGACGUUCUUUCACCUCUGUGACAAACUGAGGCCCCGUCUGGCUCGUCAGGACACCAGCUUCCGCCUGGCGCUGCCGGUGGAGAAGCGUGUCGCUGUGGCGUUGUGGCGCCUGGCAUCAAACAUUGAGUACCGCACCAUCAGCACUCUGUUCGGCGUGGGGAAGUCCACAGUGUGCCGAUGUGUUAGAGACAUGUGUCACGCCAUCGUGGGGCUCCUCAGCUCCAUCUACUUGCGGCCCCCCAAUGAGCAGGAGCUGGAGGACUCAGCCCAACUCUUCCUGAACAACGUGGGCUUCCCUCACUGUGUUGCUGCCAUAGCAACCCUCCACACAGCUAUCAUCACUCCAUCAAACAAUGCGUCUGACUAUGCUAACCCUGCCGGCUGGUUCUCAGUACUGUCUCAGGUGGCCGUCAGUGGCCGGGGGCAGUUCUGGGAUGUAUGUGCCAGUUUCCCAGGUGGGACAGACCCAGCUGAAAUCUUACAGAGUUCAUCACUGUGGACCACAGCCGCAGAGGGCGGACUGUCGCCUGCCCCACUACCCGUCUUCAUGGGAAGACCACUUAGGUAUGUGCUGCUGGGCGAGGCCUGUUACCCCCUCCAGAGCUGGCUGAUGAAGCCUUAUCCUGAGCAAAGAGGCAGGGGAGCAAUUCACGCUGCACUGACGGAGCCACAGCGGCUCUUUAACCGUCGACUCUCCAGAGCGCGCCGUGUGUCCGAUGAGGCGCUGCUAAGACUGAGGGCGCGCUGGCAGUGUCUGAGCAAGAGGAACGACUGUGGCCUGGACGUGGUGCCCACUAUGAUCCUGGCGUGCUGCAUUCUGCACAACAUAUGCGAGUCCCACGGUGACGCCUUCACGGCGGAGUGGCUGGCGGAGGUGGCCCAGUCAGAGAGCCCACAGCCCAGCCACAAGCAGCUCCCGUCAACCAGUGUGGAGCAAAGUCAGGGUGAGGAGGUCCGGCACCUCUUCAGUGACUAUUUUCAACAUUUGAAUAUCUGAUCAAGGACUUGUACAAUUUUUAGAAAACGUGUAAACCAUCGUACUGGAUUGUGCUCAUGCUGUAGAGAUGGCAGUGUCACUCAGUCACUUGUUCUGCCAGUCCAGUGUUACCAUGUAGCUUUAUGCUAAUUGUAGCCAGGCAUAUUGACAACAUGAGCAUACAUCUCAAACCACAGUAGAACCUAACUGCUCUUCACUCUCACAAAUUAGAGUUCAGACUCAUUUUAUUCAAGACAUCUGAUUAUUUGAUGUCCUCAAAUCAUGAAACAUCCAGGGGAGAAAAAGCCUUCUCGUUCAGGCUGAAUCACGUCUUGACUCUGGUGCCAUCAUGUUUUAUCUUACAACAGGGAAAUUGUUUUUUUCCCAUUUUCAUUUUAAAUCUAUCAAAAACAUUUUGUCUUUUAUUAUGUAAUAAAACGUUUUAUGUGUCCUCUUUUA